AUGUGCAUUGAUAGUGCAGUAGCCAUGAUGUCAGAGAUGAAGAUUGGAUUACGAGUUAAAGUCCAAUCUAUCUGUCAAUUACCCAUGUGUCUUCUUUGCCAGCAAACUUUGAGCAAUGAAGCUAUGAAACCUUCACACUUGAAAUAUCAUUUUGAUUCCAAGCAUUCCAACAAAAAAGACAAACCAUUGUCAUAUUUUCUGCAACUUAAGGCCUCUCUCGAAAACCAGAAAACAAUGAACACGAUGUUUACAGAAGCAACUGUACAGGAAAAUGAUGGUAUGAUUGCGCCGUACAAUAUUGCAUUACUGGCGGCAAAGACCGGGAAGUCCUACACUAUAGGAGAAACAUUGCUUCGACCUGUCGAAGUCUGA
Molecule: messenger RNA, 372 nt
Organism: Octopus bimaculoides (California two-spot octopus)
Lineage: Eukaryota; Metazoa; Mollusca; Cephalopoda; Octopoda; Octopodidae
Product: zinc finger BED domain-containing protein 5-like
Source: RefSeq, a predicted model, not a curated record